Molecule: messenger RNA, 2283 nt
Organism: Glycine soja
Lineage: Eukaryota; Viridiplantae; Streptophyta; Magnoliopsida; Fabales; Fabaceae
Product: protein DA1-related 1-like
Exons: 13
Coding region: 322-2034 (570 amino acids)
Molecular function (GO): ubiquitin binding
Source: RefSeq, a predicted model, not a curated record
UUACCUUUUUUUUUUCUUAUCCUUUUUUGCGUAGAAUCUAAAGUACCCCUCUUCUCUUUCCUUUUUUUUUUUUUUUUUUUUCUUUUGGUUUCAAUAGCUAUUUCUUUGGUAUAUCCAUUACUUUUCUCUCAUCCCUUUAUGAUCGUUUUUUUUAUGACUUAUUUAAUUCCGAUUCUUCAGAUUCCUUUGUCUCCGCAGAUUCUUAAUCUAUUCCUGCACCUCUCUACACACAAAUACACAAAUGUUGGACAUAUUUAAUGAGAGCGUGAGAGCGUGAGAGACAAAGGAUUGCCAACCUGAAUGUGAAUAAUUUUGCAUGAAAUGGGUUGGUUUACCAAGUUGCUUAAGGGCUCUGAUCAUAAAAUUUUACGAGGACAAUACCAUGGCAAAUAUGGAGAGGACAGAAUUUGGGAUAAUCAUCAUAGUUCAAUGGAUGAUUUGACUGAUAUUGAGAAAGAAGACAUUGACCGUGCAAUUGCACUUUCUCUGUCAGAGGAGGAUCAUAAAGGGAAAAAAGUUGUUGAUUAUGACUCUCAAUCUGAAGAUGAGGAACUUUGUAAAAUUGAUGAUGAUGAGGAGGAUGAACAUCUUGUUAAAGUUCAUCUAGAUGAAGAUGAACGUCUUGCUAAAAUUCAGCAAGAAGAAGAAGAACGUCUUGCUAAAAUUCAACAAGAAGAUGAGCAUCUUGCUAAAAUUCAACAAGAAGAAGAAGAACGUCUUGCUAAAAUUCAACAAGAAGAUGAAUGUCUUGCUAAAAUUCAACAAGAGGAUGAACGUCUUGCUAAAGCUCAACUUGAGGAAGACGAGCAACUUGCUAGGGCAAUUCAAGAAAGCUUGAAAAUUGGUUCUCCUCCUCAAUAUGACAAUGGUUCUUCAAUUCUAUCUUUUCCUCACCUUUUCCCCCCUGGAUACAGAAUCUGUGCUGGAUGCAAGACUGAGAUUGGCCAAGGAAGAUUUUUAAGUUGCAUGGGAGGUGUCUGGCAUCCAGAAUGCUUCUGCUGCCAUGCAUGCCAUCUUCCAAUCACUGAUUAUGAGUUUUCCAUGUCUAGCAAUCGCCCUUACCAUAAAUCAUGCUAUAGGGAGAAGCAUCACCCAAGAUGUGAUGUUUGCAAGAACUUUAUCCCAACUAAUUCAUCUGGCCUCAUUGAGUAUAGAGCUCAUCCUUUCUGGCUACAAAAAUACUGCCCAUCACAUGAGCUUGAUGGCACUUCUCGUUGUUGUAGUUGCGAAAGAAUGGAGCCAAGGGAUACAAAAUAUCUUUUGCUUGAUGAUGGUCGAAAGCUAUGUUUAGAGUGUCUAGACUCAUCAAUUAUGGAUACUCAUGAAUGCCAACCUCUUUACCUUGAAAUACAAGAAUUUUAUGAAGGUUUAAAUAUGAAAUUGGAGCAACAAAUUCCUAUGCUCUUGGUUGAGAGACAAGCGCUGAAUGAGGCUAUGGAGGGAGAAAAGAAUGGUCAUCACCACUUACCCGAAACUAGAGGACUAUGCUUGUCAGAAGAGCAAACUGUCACCACUAUUUCAAGGAGGCCAAGGAUUGCAGCAGGCUACCGAGCCAUAGACAUGAUAACUGAACCUUAUAGGCUGAUCCGUUGUUGUGAAGUGACAGCCAUUCUUGUUUUGUAUGGCCUUCCUAGGUUGUUAACAGGAUCAAUCCUAGCUCAUGAGAUGAUGCAUGCAUGGCUUAGGCUUAAAGGUUAUCCUAACCUCAGUCCAGAAGUUGAAGAAGGAAUCUGCCAAGUUUUGGCUCAUAUGUGGUUAGAAUCAGAGCUCUAUUCUGGAUUUGGGAAUGAUGGUGCAUCAUCCUCAACAUCAUCUUUGUCUUCGUCAUCACCUUCCUCCUCUUCUGUCUCAACAAAGAAGGGUAAACGGUCCGACUUUGAGAAGAAACUUGGUGAUUUUUUUAAACACCAGAUUGAGUCAGAUACCUCCUCAGCUUAUGGAGAUGGAUUCAGAUUGGGUAACCAAGCAAUGGUCAAGUAUGGGCUUAAAAGGACCCUUGACCAUAUCCAUAUGACAGGAAGUUUUCCAUAUUAAAAAUUGAAAAUUUGAAAGAUAUGAUUCUCUGACCUAUACAAUGGCCAUUACCACAGCUUGGUUAAUAAAUUAUAUAGUUCAAAGUUUCCAAGAUCAUAUAGUUUAACAUUAGAGAAAAUAAGGAAUAAAAUUGCUCCUCUUACGUUGCGGUCCCUUAAUUUCGUGUCAAAUGUGGCACCGCAUGCCUUAUAUGUAUAAUUAAAUACUACUCAGGAACUGAAGCAAUGAAAGUAUAGAAUUAAUUUUGUA